Molecule: messenger RNA, 555 nt
Organism: Pelobates fuscus (common spadefoot toad)
Lineage: Eukaryota; Metazoa; Chordata; Amphibia; Anura; Pelobatidae
Gene: VAMP8
Product: vesicle associated membrane protein 8
Exons: 3
Coding region: 94-417 (107 amino acids)
Biological process (GO): vesicle fusion; mucus secretion; SNARE complex assembly
Cellular component (GO): mucin granule; plasma membrane; SNARE complex
Molecular function (GO): syntaxin binding; SNAP receptor activity
Source: RefSeq, a predicted model, not a curated record
GAGGGAGGGAUACAGGAAGGUCUGCUUUCAUAAUAACAGGAAGACACUGCUCUCUACAGAACCCUCUGAGACUGCUCAGCGAGAGGGCCAGCCAUGGAUAGGAGAUCGGAAAUGGGGGAGCCCUCCACUGUGGGUGGCGGUGACCGUGUAAGGGACCUGCAAAGUGAGGUGGAGGGUGUAAAGAACAUAAUGUCCCAAAAUGUGGAUCGAAUUCUGGCUCGAGGUGAGAACUUGGACCAACUGAGAAAUAAAACUGAGGACUUGGAAGCCAGUUCAGAGCAUUUUAAGACAACAUCUCAAAAAGUUUCACGAAAGUACUGGUGGAAGAAUGUGAAGAUGAUCGUGAUCAUUUGUAUUGUGGUUGGAAUCAUUCUCCUUCUCAUCAUUCUUCUUGCCACUAAAGUCAUACCAACAUAAAGACUACUUUUCAACCCUUUUAAUCUACCACUCCCCCACUGAAGAUUCUCUGACCUUUAACUGGUGACUCCAGCUGGCCAACUCCACUGAACAUCCAAAGAUUCCCUGAAACUGAUUGCUUUAACAAUUUUGCUUUGA